ACCACCACCACCGCUAUAUGCCAUUGUACCCACCUUCGGCUCAUCUCGCAACGUCGCCAAGGCUAUGUCCAUACUUGAUGCUGAUCGGCUCGCGCUCCAGCAGCACGUUGGACUCGGCUGACGAAGCUCUGCUCUCGUACUCAACAAGCACAAGCGUUGGUCACCACCGGCUGGCGCCAGCAGUUCUUGACGUGGCGUGGCCGACGCUGGCUCUACUUGCUUGACCGCAGACGUGUCUGGGGUCUCAGGCACUUGGCCACGAUGUGGUGGGGGAGGGGGGGACGGUGGACGAUCUGGUGCAGGCGGGAGCUUGUGGUGACUUUUGACGCUGCACGAGUCAUGGCCAAGAUGUACGGCAGAGACUCACUGGGAGAGGAGGAAUGCGCAGCAAGGGGAUACUCUGCGAGGGGUGGACAGAUCGCCAAGUAUGGGAUCGCCUGCCAAGGCGAAUGGUGCAGACAAGGCAGGAGGCGGCGAGGCAGGAAGCCAGUCCGAGUCAACGUCCGCGCUCUCUGCGACACUCGGGCUCGGGGGCGAGGGCCAAGAGAGCGGCGAGACGGAGGCACGGUAUGUGGUAGACGCAUCGAUCAAGGAGCUGUACACCAUCGAGCGGCUACUGUCUGAGGGCUCAUACGGAAUCGUAUGGAAGGGGGUGCGGAAGGAGACCGGCGAAGUAGUGGCCAUCAAGAAGGUGUUUGAGGCAUUCUACUCGUCGACCGAUGCGCAGCGGACCUACCGUGAGGUCAUGUUCCUGACACAGCUUCGGCGACACACCAACAUUAUCAAGCUCCACGGGGUUCACCCUGCGGUUAACAACCGCGACCUGUAUCUUGUGUUUGAGUACAUGGAGUCCGAUCUGCACUCGGUCAUCCGUGCUCAGAUCCUGCAGAAUGUCCACAAGCAGUACAUUGUGUACCAGACGCUGCGGGCGCUCAAGUAUAUCCACUCCGGCAAGCUCUUGCACCGUGACCUCAAGCCAUGCAACUUGCUCGUCUCGUCGACAUGCGAGCUGAAGGUCUGCGACUUUGGGCUCUCGCGGUCGCUGGCGACAACUUCCGAGGACCUGCCGACGUCGGCCGAUCUGACGGUGUACGUGGCGACCCGGUGGUACCGUGCGCCUGAGAUCCUGCUCGGGUGCCCCAAGUACACAGUGGGCAUCGACCUCUGGUCGCUGGGGUGCAUCAUUGGCGAGCUCCUUGUGGGCAAGCCCCUGUUCCCCGGCUCAUCAACGCUCAAUCAGCUCGAGCGGAUUUUCAAUCUCAUUGGGCGGCCAUCCGACGAAGAUCUCGCGUCGAUUGAGUCGCCCUUUGCCGCUGCCAUGAUGCAGCGCAUCACCGCCGAGAAGACCGUCUCGUUUGCCGAGCAGUUCCCGUCGGCCUCGCUCGAGGGCGUCGACCUCAUGCUCCGACUGCUGCAGUUUAACCCGGCGAAGCGAAUCUCAGUCCGUGACGCCCUCCGUCACCCCUUUGUCCGCAUGUUCCACAACUCGGCUACUGAGCCAGUUCUCAAGCACCCGAUCCGCAUCCCGGUCAACGACGAUGUCAAGCACUCUAAGGACUUUUACCGCUCGGCGCUGUACCAGGGCAUGGAACAGCUCUCAGCGUUUGUCGCCGGCGACGCGGACACCGGAGACGCCGCGGUCGGCAGUCGACCCGGCGACUCGUUGUCGUCAACCUCGGUCCAGCCGUCGGGAUCAUCCAGCUCGGUCCAGUCGUCGUCCGAGGCCGGCUCGUCGAGCUCAUCGUCGCGAUGCGUCGCUGCUCGGCGUGUCUCGGACGCCGGCAUCGUCUCGGUUCCCUCGUCGUCGCUCACUCCGCCACGACAUGGCCUCCGCGCUCCGGUCUCGACUCCAACCGGAGAUCCCGGCGAAGACGUCCGCGUCCUCGACGCCACAUCGUCCUCGCCCGAGUCAUGUCCUCGGUCCAAAUCCAAGUCCAAGUACAAGGCCAAAGCUAAGACCAAAGCCAAGGCCAAGGGCAAAGGCAAGGCCGGAAAGGCAAAGGCAAAGGCGAAGGCCAAGGCCGACGCCGAUAGUGAUGGUGAAGCCAAGACAGGCCGACAGCAACGGGCCUCCACCGAGCACAGCGGGACGCUCGAGCGCAAGCGGAGCAAGAGCAAAGCUAAGGCAAAGGCAAGGGCAAAGGCAAAGGCAAAGGCCAAGACCAAGACCAAGACCAAGACCAAGGCUAAGAGCAAAGCCAAGGACAAGGAGCAGGCACUGCCCGACGCCGCGCCAGCUUUGGGGUCGGCCGAAUCGUCAGGCAGCUCAUUCGGCUCGGGCUUUUGACGGAGGGAAUAAUGAGGCGUUUACUCGUAAAGUACGUCGUAGUG
Molecule: messenger RNA, 2331 nt
Organism: Thecamonas trahens ATCC 50062
Lineage: Eukaryota; Apusomonadida; Apusomonadidae
Product: CMGC/MAPK/ERK7 protein kinase
Exons: 2
Coding region: 428-2287 (619 amino acids)
Biological process (GO): protein phosphorylation; intracellular signal transduction
Cellular component (GO): cytoplasm; nucleus
Molecular function (GO): ATP binding; MAP kinase activity
Source: RefSeq, a predicted model, not a curated record